Messenger RNA from Anopheles marshallii, 849 nucleotides. RefSeq names its product leucine-rich melanocyte differentiation-associated protein-like. The record is from RefSeq and is a predicted model, not a curated record. Bases 1 to 849 code for a protein of 282 amino acids. Lineage: Eukaryota; Metazoa; Arthropoda; Insecta; Diptera; Culicidae. The transcript has 4 exons.
AUGCAGGCCAUCAGUUACAAUGAGCGAUUUUUCAUCGACAAUUAUUCCACUAUGGACGAGGACGAUGAGCUGUAUCUGAGCUAUGACUGGUCAUCAGACGCAAUGUCUAUCAAAAGCGCCGGAAGUGACUCAAGUCGAUCCAAUGAUUUUGAUCAGAACGGCGAGCGACUAUCGUUGGCAUAUGAACAAUUGUCUCAGAUCCCGCGCAAAAUUGCCGAGAAGUUCUCCCGCACGACGACUAUCUUGGACUUGAGCUACAACGAGAUCAGAGACUUAUCCUUCUUGACACACUUCCGGCAGCUGAACACGCUCAUCUUGGAUAAAAACGUACAGCCGGACGAGCGGACAUUACCUACACUUCCCAACCUGGAGCUGCUAUGGCUCAACCACUGUGAUAUCAAUAACCUACAGAACUGGAUCUACCGGAUCCGAGAAUGUUGUCCAUCGCUUAAGUACCUAUCGCUGAUGGGUAACCCGGGUGCAACCUCCUCCUUCAACGGUAACUCUACCCUAGAGCACAACGACUACCGGCUGUUCGUGAUCAGUAUUCUGCCACAGUUACGCUACCUGGACGAUAGCGAAGUGACACCAGCUCAGCGAACGCAGGCGAAAAAUUUUAAACAAAGCUACAACCUUAAUCAAGGACCGUACAACAUCUUCGAGACAGUGGGCCGUCGCCAGCAGCCAGUACUUCUAGCAAGUGGGCUUGCUCCUGCAACGGAAACCCCUACACCUUCGACGACGGCCACAACGGCUCUGACAACGACCAAAUCAGUUCCGAAAAUUUCGAAUCCACAGAAGAAGCAUCGAAAACGUCGUAGCGGCGGCACACAGUCGGAGAAUUCGUAA